AUGUUCAAGUACCGGAAGCUCGACCCCACGAUCAGCGAGAUCAGGCUCCUGCAGGUCCUCCCCGCCUCACAGGUCUCCGACCUCAUAGCAUGCCAGGUUCUCUACUGCUCACUCUCUCGCGCCCCUUCAUAUCACGCGCUCUCAUAUACCUGGGGGACGCCGACAGAAAAGAAGGAGAAGAUUACUCUUGACGGGGCGUCCUUUGCCGUGCAGCCGAACCUCUCGUCCGCGCUGCGCCAGUUCCGCAGCACUUGGGGCUCGGCGCUUAUCUGGGCGGACGCUGCGUGUAUCAGUCAGGAGGAUAAUGAGGAGCGCUCACAGCAGGUGAUGAUGAUGGGGAUUAUCUAUUCGAACGCGAUCGGUACUGAGGUUUGGUUGGGUGAGGCGGCUGAUGAGAGUGAUCUGGCGAUGGACACGGCUGAGCAUUGGCAUGAGCUGUCUGGAGGAAGAGGGGAGCUCACGCCUGCGCUUAAGGAAUGGCUUGGGAAACCGGAGGUCGCGUGGGAAGCAAUGACAGCGUUGUGGAGACGGCCGUGGUGA
Hyaloscypha bicolor E is the source of this 540-nucleotide messenger RNA. RefSeq names its product HET-domain-containing protein. The transcript has a single exon. The record is from RefSeq and is a predicted model, not a curated record. The coding region runs from base 1 to 540 and encodes 179 amino acids. NCBI's taxonomy places the organism in Eukaryota, Fungi, Ascomycota, Leotiomycetes, Helotiales, Hyaloscyphaceae.